This is a messenger RNA of Pyrenophora tritici-repentis Pt-1C-BFP, 1146 nucleotides long. RefSeq names its product dienelactone hydrolase. Gene Ontology annotation, molecular function: 1-alkyl-2-acetylglycerophosphocholine esterase activity. NCBI's taxonomy places the organism in Eukaryota, Fungi, Ascomycota, Dothideomycetes, Pleosporales, Pleosporaceae. The record is from RefSeq and is a predicted model, not a curated record.
AUGGCAUUCAGAACUUCACUGUCCCUCAUACUUCUGUUACUCUCGCCAUUGCUUUCCACGGCCAAAACCAUUCUUCCCAUAGUCGGAUCCCACCGUUACGAUGUUGUCAUCACAUCUACAUCCCUCACCGACAAUGACCGACUGGAUCCAUACGCAAAUGAUGGUCGCGCUAGAUCCAUCAUGGUGUCGAGCUUUUCUCCCGUCAACACGUGCCGUCAGAAGAACAUCGUUCCCUACAUGCCUGAGGCGACUGCAUCUUUCAUGGACGAGAAAUUUGGCAUAUAUGGACUUCCGAAUGGGUUCUUCCAGUCGCUCAAUCUUCCAUCGUGCAAUGAGACGGCCACACGUGGGCGGGCCUGCAAUUCUGGCUCAUUCCCUCUCGUACUGUUUUCAGGGGCGCUCAGUACAUCUCGAUAUCUAUAUAGCGCCAUGCUCCAGAGUCUCGCGGCCACUGGAUACCUGGUACUUUCCAUCGACCACCCUUACGACGCCGACUUUGUCGAAUUUCCCGACGGUACCGUCGUAACUGGUGUUGAGAUAGACAGUGAUGCUCAGAUUGAACUUUCUGUCAAGACGCGAGCUGCUGAUAUCGUCUUUGUGUCCGAGCAGAUGAAGAAUGCUUCAGCAGUCGAGAAGAUGUUCGCCGGGAGAUUGCACGCUCGCAGCGUACCUAAGAUGGCUGUUUUCGGACAUUCUUUAGGCGGUGCAGCUGCAGCCAAUGCAGUGAUGCAAGUACCCUCGCUUCGCGGUGGAUUCAACCUUGAUGGUUCGGUUUUUGGUCCCGUAGUGGAGGCCGGCCUUGAUCGCCCUUUUAUGCUCAUGGGCCACGAGAACAAGACCCAGGAAACUGACCCGUCAUGGAAAGCGAUCUGGUCACAGCUGAAGGGUUGGAAGAAGGAGUUUGAAGUGAACGGCGCUGCACACUACAGCUUCUCAGACCUACCCCUGGUCACAUCGGCGCUGGGACUGGAAGGACAUCUACCUGCCGAGGUAGGAGAUAUCCUGGGUACUAUUAAAGGUAUCAUAAUGUCGCAAAUAACUAACGCAUACUGUGCUGCUUUCAUGGACAUGGUGCUGAAAGAUGGAAAGAAGAAUGGCUUUCUUACAGCCGGCAAGCAAUUUUCUGAGGUGAAAGAGGUCGCGUGA